UUUCCCUCCAGGACCUGGGGGUGAGGCUAGCUUGUGGGUGCCCUGGGAAGGAUUCCCACAAGAGGGGACCCACCUCCUAGAGCACUCCUGCUAGGAGGGGGGGACGCACUUUGGGGGAGGCUCCCUCCUCUCUGCCCUCCUUCUGCUCCCAAGGGCCCUUCCUCUGUCCCCACUUGUCUUUGGCUCUGUCCGCCUUCACUAUCUUCCUUUUUCUGCCUUCCUCGUCCUCCUGGCUUCCACACUCUAUUAUCCUGGCUUGUCCUUUUUCCUUGUUUUGCCCUCCUGGCUUUGGGUUCAGGAUCCUUCUACUUGUUCCCAUCUCUGACCCUCCCCUCUGUCUGUCUCCCAGUCUGCUGGCUGGUCAGCUCCCUAUCAAUCCCCUGCCCAGUCUUCCCUAGCACCUCCCCCUUCAUACUUCAGGUCCCAGUACUCCCGGUUCUCCCGCCCUCAGGAGCCUCCUCCCUCAGGAGAACUUGAGGCUUAAACUCCUCCUCUGCCCCUCCCCCUGCUCUGCUCACUUUUAAUUGAGAUGCUAAUGAGGCUUCCAGUUGCUUACAUCCCGGUCUGGCCGGCUGGCUCCCGGGCCAGGCCGCUGCACCUGUCAGGGCUCAUGAAGGGGGACAAGAUUGAGGAGCAAGACCCCGACCCUUCCCAGCCCAUCCAAGGGCGAAUGAAGGGGGAUAAGCUUGAGGAGCAGGGGCCAGGUCCUGAGCCUGCAGCCCCCCAGCAGCCCACAGAGGAGGAGGAGGCCCUGAUCGAGUUCCACCGCUCCUACCGAGAGCUCUUCCAGUUCUUCUGCAACAACACCACCAUCCACGGUGCCAUCCGCCUGGUGUGCUCCCAGCACAACCGCAUGAAAACGGCCUUCUGGGCAGUGCUCUGGCUCUGCACCUUCGGCAUGAUGUACUGGCAGUUCGGCCUGCUUUUUGGGGAGUACUUCAGCUACCCUGUCAGUCUCAACAUCAACCUUAACUCAGACAAGCUCGUCUUCCCUGCCGUUACUGUCUGCACCCUCAACCCCUACAGGUAUACCGAAAUUAAAGGGGAGCUGGAGGAGUUGGACCGCAUCACAGAGCAGACGCUCUUUGACCUGUACAAAUACAACGCCUCCAACACCAUCGUGACCCAUGCGCGGGGCCGGCGCGAUCUCCGGGAGACUCUGCCGCACCCCUUGCAGCGCCUGCAGGCCCCGCCCCCGCCUCAAGGGGCGCGCCGAGCUCGCCGCGCGGCCUCCAGCGUGCAGGACAACAACCCCCAGGUGGACUGGAAGGACUGGAAGAUCGGCUUCCAACUGUGCAACCAGAACAAAUCAGACUGCUUCUACCAGACCUACUCGUCAGGGGUGGAUGCUGUGAGGGAGUGGUACCGCUUCCACUACAUCAACAUUCUGUCAAGACUGCCAGACACCCUGCCUUCUCUGGAGGAGGACCUGCUGGGCAACUUCAUCUUUGCCUGCCGCUUCAACCAGGUGUCCUGCAAUGAGGCGAAUUACUCUCACUUCCACCACCCUGUGUACGGGAACUGCUACACUUUCAAUGACAAGAACAACUCCAACCUCUGGAUGUCUUCCAUGCCUGGGGUCAGCAAUGGUCUGUCCCUGAUGCUGCGCACAGAGCAGAACGACUUCAUUCCCCUGCUGUCCACGGUGACGGGGGCCCGAGUGAUGGUGCACGGGCAGGAUGAGCCUGCCUUUAUGGAUGACGGUGGCUUUAACUUGCGGCCUGGUGUGGAGACCUCCAUCAGCAUGACGAAGGAAGCUUUGGACAGACUUGGGGGCGAUUAUGGUGACUGUACCAAGAACGGCAGUGACGUCCCUGUCAAGAACCUUUACAGCCCUUCCAAGUAUACACAGCAGGUGUGUAUCCACUCCUGCUUCCAGGAAAGCAUGAUCAGGCAGUGUGGCUGCGCCUACAUCUUCUAUCCACGGCCCCGGGACGUGGAGUACUGCGACUACAGGAAGCACAAUUCCUGGGGCUACUGCUACUAUAAGCUUCAGGUUGACUUCUCCUCGGACCGCCUGGGCUGUUUUACCAAGUGCCGGAAGCCAUGUAGUGUAACCAGCUACCAGCUCUCUGCUGGUUACUCACGAUGGCCCUCAGUGACCUCCCAGGCUGAAGAGUAUCGGGGUGACCUUGGUGACAUUCCCAUUCUUUCCCAGGAAUGGGUCUUCCAGAUGCUAUCCCGGCAGAACAAUUAUACCAUCAACAAUAAAAGAAAUGGAGUUGCCAAACUCAACAUCUUCUUCAAGGAGCUGAACUACAAAACCAAUUCCGAAUCUCCCUCUGUCACGAUGGUCACCCUCUUGUCCAACUUGGGCAGCCAGUGGAGCCUGUGGUUUGGCUCCUCAGUGCUGUCUGUGGUGGAAAUGGCCGAGCUCAUCUUUGACCUCCUGGGCAUCACGUUCCUCAUGCUGCUCCGGAGGUUCCGAAGCCGAUACUGGUCUCCAGGCCGAGGGGGCAGGGGUGCUCGGGAGGUGGCCUGCACUCCACCUUCCAACCUACCUUCCCGCUUCUGCCCCCACCCCACGUCCCCACCCUUGUCCCAACCAGGCCCUGUUCCCCUCCCAGCCUUGGCAGCCCCUCCCCCUGCCUAUGCCACCCUGAGCCCCUGCAUAUCCCCAGCAGGCAUGGCAGCUCCCAGCUCCUCUGCCUGUCCUCUAAGGGAGCCCUGAGAGGGGAGAGUGCUCCUCCCCUCAAGUCAGGUGCUCCCCUGGAGAAGAGGACCUGCUUUGGCUGUUACAGGAUGUUUAGAAUUUCCUCCCAGAGCCACUGACUGCCUUUGGUGUGGGGGAGGGAAGCAGAAUGGGUGAGGAGCUCUGGAAGUUGCCCAGAGAACAAUGGCUAAUAAAGCUACCCAGAAUUUCUUUGGCUCCUGCAUACACCCCUUGUCCUGUCUCCGGACACUCUGAUUUCCCUACCCAAGGCCCACAAGUCUCUUUUUCGCUCAGAUUAGCCAAGCCAGACUUGGAGCUUUGACAAAGAACUUUUCCUAGGAAACGACCAAUGACCUGAGCACAACACAGACAAGGGCACACAAAGGCAUGUCCAGGUUUCCUGCACAAUGGUGACUGAAGCCAGCCCCAGCAGGGCCUGGACAUACUGCUUUCUAGUGACACAAGUGUCUGCUCCUCUUCUUGAACUUGGGUGGGGAACCCCACUCAAAAGCCCCCUUUGUUAGUUCUUGGGCAAUUCCCCUUCCCACAUGCCUUGGUGGGGGGUGCUGUAGUGAAGGAUUGUCCAUUCCCAGUCGGUCCCAGAAUUCCUCUAGCCUCAUACCCCAUCCCCCACAGAACCAUAUCCUAGCUCCUCUGCCCUGUGUCUGCACAUUUACUCAAGCUAUUUCUUCAGCCUGAAAAGUGUGCCUUACCAUCUCCUGGAAAACUCCUAUGCAUCCCUCAGAACCCUGCCUGCUCAGACACCAUUACUUUUGUGAAAGCUUCUGCCCAUCUUCCCUAGAAUUGAUCACUCCCCUAUUCCCUGGGCUCCCAUACCGUGUUACAUACAACAUCUGUGGGAGUGUUGAUUUUGGAUUAUAGUUUCUUAUUUGUGUCUGCCUCCCCAACUAAACUGUAAGCUCCUUGUGGUCAGGGCCUGAAUCUUGUUCAUUUAUGUAUGCUCCAGGUGUAGCCUAGUGUCCUGCUUGGAGCAAGUAGGCAGGUAUUCAAUAAAUGUUUGUUGCAUAAAUGAA
This is a messenger RNA of Nycticebus coucang (slow loris), 3687 nucleotides long. It is a transcript of the gene SCNN1A, whose product is annotated as sodium channel epithelial 1 subunit alpha. Gene Ontology annotation, biological process: sodium ion transmembrane transport. NCBI's taxonomy places the organism in Eukaryota, Metazoa, Chordata, Mammalia, Primates, Lorisidae. The transcript is spliced from 13 exons. Bases 530 to 2671 code for a protein of 713 amino acids. Gene Ontology annotation, molecular function: ligand-gated sodium channel activity. Gene Ontology annotation, cellular component: membrane. The record is from RefSeq and is a predicted model, not a curated record.